This is a messenger RNA of Gambusia affinis (western mosquitofish), 748 nucleotides long. It is a transcript of the gene gal, whose product is annotated as galanin/GMAP prepropeptide. Lineage: Eukaryota; Metazoa; Chordata; Actinopteri; Cyprinodontiformes; Poeciliidae. The transcript has 7 exons. Gene Ontology annotation, cellular component: extracellular region. The record is from RefSeq and is a predicted model, not a curated record. Gene Ontology annotation, molecular function: hormone activity. Bases 160 to 588 code for a protein of 142 amino acids.
GAACAGGAGGGGCUGCUGACGGCAGCAGGCGGCGGCAGAAUCGGGCUGCUGAGGCCAAUAAAAGGAGGCCGGAGUCCUCACUUCAUCCCACACAGAUCAGACUCAGCGGCAACUUCAGCUCGAACAGCGCCACCUGACGGACAGACCGAUCUAAGAAAGAUGCAGAAGUGCUUCGGCGUUUUUUGCGUGACGCUCAUCUUUUGCGCAACCCUCUCCGAGACCAUCGGUCUGGUUAUCGCGGCGAAGGAGAAGCGUGGCUGGACUCUGAACAGUGCUGGCUACCUGUUGGGUCCUCGUCGUAUUGAUCACCUAAUUCAGAUAAAGGAUUCCCCCAGUGCCAGAGGCAGAGACGAGCUGGUCACUCAAUACGGAAUAGAUGGACACAGGACACUGGGAGACAAGGCGGGUCUGGCUGGCAAGAGAGACAUGGGGCAGGACGAAGACUUCAGAACAGGUUCCUUGCGAAUAGGAGAUGAAGACGUCAUCCACACUGUCCUCGAUUUCCUGUCGUAUCUCAAACUUAAAGAGAUGGGAGCCCUGGACAGCCUGUCUUCUCCUGUGUCAUCAGAUGAACUGACCAAUCCCUAACAUUUCUCCUCCAUCUGUGUCCUCCAACAGUGUUUCAGAUGUUUGACCUACCAGUUCUCUAAAUGUCCAAUUAUCUUAACUCCAUGGGCAAACUUAUAUUCCCCAACUAUACAUCUUGGUUAUUUCUGUUCCUGUGUAAAUAAAUCUUUUAUGUACUGAA